Cajanus cajan (pigeon pea) is the source of this 3586-nucleotide messenger RNA. RefSeq names its product F-box/kelch-repeat protein At3g23880. Gene Ontology annotation, molecular function: protein binding. Lineage: Eukaryota; Viridiplantae; Streptophyta; Magnoliopsida; Fabales; Fabaceae. The record is from RefSeq and is a predicted model, not a curated record.
GAUUACUGUUUGUUUCAGAAUUUUUGGGCACUGUGUUAAUUUGAAUAACAAAAUAUGGGGUGUCUUUGGUACGAGUUCUUUAGGUGAAACCUUACUGUACCAUCUCAUAUAUUGUUAUAUACUAGUGAUGAUUAAAUUGAAAAGCACUUUUUCUUAAGAAUUCAAUUAAUAUUAUAGCGUUCUUUCUAUUCUGUUCAGAAAAUGUAUUAUGCUAUCUUGACUUGGAAGACAUUUGCAUUAUAUGAGUUGUGUUUUUACAUGCAUAAACAUUGAAAAAUAAAGCAAUCUUAGUGCUGCAAUAGUGAACUAUUUGUCUCUGUAAUUUUUCCUCGUUUCAAAUUCACAAUGUUACAGCUAUUUUGUUUGGAAAAUCAGAUUUUGUUCAAUACUUUUAAUCUCCAAAACAAAGGGAGUUUGGAAAAAGUAUUUUUUGAAUCUGAUUUUUCCAGCCCAUCAAUAUCAAAGGUUUCAAUGACAUUGGUGCCCAGAAUUAAUUUAGAAAUAUGAACUCUUACUUUUUAUUUCGAAUUGGUAUUAAUACUAGUUUACAAAGAGGCAUGACAGAUGUUUUGUUAUUCAUUUGUAAAAUGAUUUGAUCACUUUAAUAAUAGUGGUAUGCAAUGAUCCACUAUACUUUUGAAUUUGGACAACAUGAUGGUAAUGGAGCAAAUACCUACUUUGGAUGUUUAUCUUUUGAGUUUAUUAGGGUAAAUUUUUUUAAGAACAAUCUUCUAUUGCAAGGUAUCUAUGAUUGAGUGUGGAUGAUGAUCAUCUGAGAAGAAUUUCUUCAAUUUUGUUUGAGUUGUGUUGAAAAGCUUUUCAUCUCCACACGUAACACAGGAUAAAAAGGUGGCUUGAAGUCAUGGAUCUUCUUUUUGUUUUGGGUUAUGGAUGUAAAACCCUGAUUCCUGAUCUUAUAGCUUUCACAAGGUAACGGAAAAAAAGUUAUGAUACCUCUCAGUUGUAUGGCUAUUGGCUAGUACUUGAAAAUGACUAAAAGUAUUCACCAUUCAAUCCUUAAUUCGAGGUCAAAGAUGAAAAAUUCACUUGUUGGUUUUAGGGAAUGUAACCAUAUACUCAGUAUUUGCCAUUGACGCUGACAACCAAUCAUUACCUAUUAAUUAUGGAGUUCCUAAGCUUUUCUAUUUCCUUCUUAUAUUGUUUGAUAUUUUAUUCCUGCCGUGCUACUUUUUCCCAGGAUUUUUCAGAAAUGUAAACCAACCAAACCAAAUGCCCCCUUAAUUUUCAUUCCCUUUCUGUUUUACAUAAUUACUAAAUUAGUUUCCAUGAAAUCUUUUAGUGUCUCAGGUGAUAUCCAGGAGGACACACUCUCAGGUGAAAAUGCCGGCUUAAUACAUUUAUUUGUCAUGGUGGUUGUGUAACCUGUGGUGAUUUUACUCCUAAUGAUAGUAGUUUCUCUUCGUCUUGGGGCAUUUUUUUUAUUUGUCAAAUGUUGUCAUUUGUGUUACAUAUAUUUACACUCUUCCCUUUCCUUUUACUGGGUACCUUACAGAAAAUAAUUUGUGCUGGUUCUAACAACGGAACCUUGAGAAUGUGGAAUCUAAUAUUAUGUGUAAGAAGCUAUAAUACUAAAACUAAAAUAUUAUGUGCUAGAAGCUACCAGGAAACUAGUCAUACAUUCCAUCCCAGCAGUAUUGGUGUACCCAUUUAUUUUAGAAAAAUGAUAUCUAUUUGCUUCUCCUGGAAGACUAUUCAUUACUCGUUCUUUUACGUAGUUGUUUUUCUAGAAGCUUCAAUUGUGUGUAUAUAUGAAUGUGUUUUUGGUAUUUGCUUUCUAUUCCUUGUUUAUGCAUUUUGUCAAUUAUUCAUAGCUCUGAUUUAAAUUGCCUUUGUUCUUACAACUCAUUAUAGUGAUUUUAUUUUUCAAAAACAUAUUCUGGAAUUUUCACAGGAAAAAAAAAUAUGGGUUGCAAUUUAAGCAAAAUUUAAAAUCAAUUGAAAGCAUCUUCACAUGCAUCUUUUAUCUCUUUUCUCAAUAUCAAAUAGGGACAACAUUCAUGAGGUAAAACUCGAUGUAUAUAAUGUCAUGACCGCUUCACAAAAAAUUGAUGUAUAAUAAUUGUUUCAUACGCAGAUCUUGUUUUUCUUUUUGUUUUUCGUAACUUGCUAGAGUUUGCUUUAUUUGAAGCUGUAUUAUAGACAGAUGCGUUGAUUACAAUGACAAGAUUUAUUUUCAUCAUGUGUGUUUUCAUGCUCUUAAUAGAGAUGGAAAUCUAACAAUUCUUGCAGAUAAGGUGUGGAGGUCACAUGGACACACAAGUGGGAUACUGAGUGUGUUUAGUAAGCUCUAAUAGGAUAUGCGUUAUCAAGACCAUUUUGACAGCAGUGUUUCUACUCAACUGAUGCUCAUUUCUCAGGAUGUCUGAGGUUGUUUCUCCAACCGGCGAUGAAUCCCCUUCAUUGCCGGUCUUACCUGAUGAACUGAUAUUGAAGAUCCUACUUAGGGUUCCGGUGAGAUCCCUUUUGCAAUUCAAGUGUGUCUGCAAAUCAUGGAAUGCCCUAAUCUCUGAUCCCCAAUUCGCGAAUGACCACCUUUGCACCUCAAUUGCUGAUCCAAACAUGACCCACCAACGAUUGGUCUCUUCCACCUCCUCUAAGCCCUGCAAAAUUGUAUCUUUCUCUGUGCAGUCUUUGUUCCAAAACCCAUCAACUGGUGCUGAACCACAGAUCUUGCAGAUGAGUCUCAAGUACCACAUUGUAGGUUCUUGCAAUGGCUUAUUAUGUUUGUUUGAGAUUUAUCAAGGUUAUUUCAAAUUGUGGAACCCUUCUACCGGAUUGAAAUCCAAAAGAUUGUCAAUAGGUGUUUUCCCUGAUGUGAUUAUUACUUACCAUGGUUUUGGCUAUGACCAUGUGAAUCACAAGUACAAGUUGCUAGCAGUUGUGGAAGAUGUUCAUGAAACUCUAACCAAAAUAUAUUCCUUUGGUUCAAAUUCUUGUACUGUGAUUCAGACUUUCCCGUGUGAUCCCACUAGGAUGCAAGGAAAAUUUGUGAGUGGCACUCUUAAUUGGAUAGCUAAGGGAGGUGUAAGUGAUGAUCAAUGGGUGAUUCUUUCCCUUGAUAUGGCGAAUGAGACAUACAGUGAAAUGGUUCUGCCUGAUGAGGAAGAUGAGAAGAUUUGCAGUCCUGUGCUACAUGUCUUGUGCAACUCUAUCUGUGUUUGUUUCUUUGACUCUAAGAGUGCUCAUUGGAUUGUGUGGCUGAUGAAGGAGUACGGAGCUCAAGAUUCUUGGACUAAAUUGAUGAUGGUCCCUCACAUUGGGCGUGAGAUUAGUGCAGGGUAUCCCUUGUUUGAGCCCUUGUGCAUCUCAGAAAAUGGUGUUGUUCUCCUGAAAACUACUUCUGCCAAAUUAGUUCUGUAUAAUUCGAAUGAUAGUAGGUUGGAUUAUCUCAGCACUAGGGGUGAACUUGGGUUUAAUAUGCAUAUUUUCCUUGAAAGUUUGGUUUCACCACAAUUAUAAAAUCACAUUUGUGGAUUCCAUCCUGCUGUGCUACUAUGAGAUGCUGUUUGUUUCAGAAUUUUUGGGCACUCUGUUAAUUUGAAUAACAGAAUAUGGGGUGCUUUUA